GGAGCUGCCGGCGGGGUUACGCAGGAGACCCCCUCGGACAUUCACGCCAUGCAGGCCAGGAUACCCCACAGGUUUCGCGAUCCAGCGACGGCGCCCCUCAGGAAACUCAGCGUCGACCUCAUCAAGACGUACAAACACAUCAACGAGGUUUAUUAUGCGAAAAAGAAGAGGAGAGCACAGCAGAUGCAAGGGGAGGAUGGCUCGCAUAAAAAGGAGAGGAAACUCUACAACGACGGCUGGGACGACGACAACCAUGAUUAUAUCAUCAAGAAUGGGGAAAAGUUCCUCGAUCGAUACGAAAUCGAUUCGUUAAUAGGUAAAGGCAGUUUCGGCCAGGUAGUAAAAGCAUUCGACCACGAAGAGCAAACGCAAGUGGCAAUAAAAAUCAUCAAGAAUAAAAAGCCUUUUCUAAAUCAAGCGCAAAUCGAAGUUAGGCUAUUGGAAAUGAUGAACAGAGCGGAUACCGACAACAAGUAUUAUAUAGUUAAACUAAAGAGGCAUUUUAUGUGGCGGAAUCACUUAUGUCUGGUAUUCGAGCUGCUAUCGUAUAAUCUAUAUGACCUACUUAGAAAUACGAAUUUCCGAGGGGUGUCAUUGAACUUGACAAGAAAGUUUGCACAGCAACUGUGUACUGCCCUGUUGUUCCUGUCGACUCCGGAAUUGAACAUCAUUCACUGUGAUCUGAAACCUGAAAACAUCCUUUUGUGCAAUCCCAAACGAAGCGCGAUAAAAAUAGUCGACUUCGGUAGUUCGUGUCAACUUGGACAAAGAAUAUACCAAUAUAUUCAGUCCAGGUUCUACAGAUCUCCAGAAGUCUUAUUAGGUAUACCUUAUGACCUCGCUAUAGACAUGUGGAGUCUGGGAUGUAUUUUAGUAGAAAUGCAUACAGGAGAACCUCUGUUUAGUGGGGCCAAUGAGGUCGAUCAAAUGAAUAAAAUCGUAGAAGUACUAGGAAUGCCGCCGAAACAUAUACUGGACCAAGCGCACAAAGUGCGGAAGUACUUUGACAAAGUCCCCACUGAUGGCUCAUACGUGCUGAAAAAGUACACCGGUAAAAAGGACGGUAAAAAAUACAAACCUCCGGGCACGAGGCGGCUGCACGAUAUUUUAGGUGUCGAAAGCGGCGGCCCCGGCGGCAGAAGGAUAGGGGAACCGGGCCACUCGAUGUCCGAUUAUCUCAAGUUUAAGGACCUAAUCGUACGAAUGUUGGACUUCGAUCCAAAAACGAGGAUAACGCCGUAUUACGCGCUUCAGCACAACUUCUUUAAGAGAACGGCCGAUGAGGGGACCAACACGAAUGUCGCUGCCGCCAAUAGCGCGAGCACGAGUCCGGCAGUGGUGCCGAUGAGCCAGGAUCACGGACUGGUAACCAUGUCGGGACAGGGCAGCAGCAGCAGCAGCAGCGGUGGUAGUCUGCAGCAGAUGCAAGCGUCGAGUCUCCCUGGUGGCGGCUACCAACCGAUGGACUGCGAGUCCUCGCCCCGUCAUACGGGCAGUCGGCGUGCCAUAACAACAGGUUAUUCAUCCACGUCGGCUACUGGAGUGCUCGCAUCCGCCCCGAUGUCCAUGCAGUCCAUGGACAGCUCCCUGAUACAGAGCUCUCUUGGAUCGUACAAUAGCCUAAUUCUUCCUGCUAUACCCCAUCUACCUGCGAUGAUGACCUCGCCAAUGAUUCAACAACAGAACUUCUAUAACUACGGCUACACGACUACCGACAGUCACGGGAUGGUCAGACAGCCGUCAACGGUACCCUCCGGUAAUCAGCGAGAUCCAGACAGAGAAGAUAGCCCGAUGGUCGGGGUGUGCGUCCAACAGAGCCCGGUCGCCGCCAUCCACUGAAAUGGCAGAAGGGCAACCGACGGUGGACAAUACAAGCUUGUCGCGAUCGCGGAAGACCGUGAAGAAGAUAAUUAGCAGAUUUCUGGAUAGAAAGCUGAAAACUUGUGAUAUAUAUUUCGAACGAUGUUAUCGUGACGUCGACGGAGAAAAGAUAAGGAAAUAGUACGGAAAACAUCUCGAAAGCCGUUCCCCGAUGCUGUUUCUCAGCACAGAGCCGAAAUAAGAACACACACACACACAUACACACACACGGUGUCGCGAUUAGCACUAACUUUUGGCAGUGAAUUCAACAAAUCUUUCGGACAUGUUGUUUUGGCUGAACAAUAUUGAAAAAACAAAAAACAAAAAACAAAAAAAAAUUUUCAAACAAAAUUUUCCCCGAGAAAAUUUACCUAAAGGACAACAGCAACUUACAAGACCUAAAUCUCUCUGUGUCAAGAGAUCACAGAAGCGGAGAAGAGAAUACUGUAAAGCUCGGCGGCGUUAACGACUGUGCGAAAAGUCCAACGAGAGCGCAAACGAAGAGAAAGAAAAGAGGAAGAGCUAUGUGGAAAAAAACCUCUGUUUCUAUUAUGUUGCUAUAUUUUCGUAUUUUUUAUCAAGCUGACUAGCGUCACGUUGGGCGCGGGUAAAUAUGUGUUUAAUACGAAAGAUUGACAAAAAGCUUCGAGCACGGACAGACAGUAAGGGUCUAGUGAGGAUGAACCCAGCUGGCCUCUCGGGUCCUGCCCGAUUUCCACAGAGACACUCUGAGCAGUUUUAGCAGAAACAGCUGAGCGAAAAAUUUUCGGCAACCAAACUGUGUGGCCUAGAGAGCGAAAAAGUGAUAAUUACUAUUAUUACCGCGUAAAAAAAAAAGAUGGAAAAAAGUAAAAAAUUACCAAUGUAAGCAUGUAUUCCCCAAUAGAGUUUUAUACACGAUGUCACGAAUAUAAACGGUUUAGCAAGUACUUGCGAGCAAACAGUCGCGUCGACUGCUAGUUAUUUGUACAAUACACUUAGGUGAAUGAUAAGAGUGCAGCUUUAGGGUUUAGCUUUUAAGUGUGAGGAGAUAACACACACACACACAGACAUUGUAAACUCGAUCCUUUUAUUUACUUUAAUGAGAAAUCAAGUAUGUUGCAAACGUCAGUUUGUUGUUGAACAAGGACUUUAAACAAACGAGGUUUGCGCGGCUUAAACCAACAACACAUAUUUAUACAUUAAAAAAAAAAAAAAAAAAGCAGUAAUAAGAAAGUUAAAAAAAGCAGCAUACACACAUAAGAAUCGAUCAAGAAUGGUAUAAUCAUAACGAAGAACUUAGGUAAACUUUAUAAUAAACAAUACGCGCAUAUUCGCAUACACACGUUUUCAACGCCAAUCGUCAUUGAUUUUUGCCGUUUUGCUCCGAUGGUCGCGCUGCGCUUUAUGUACCAAUUCGCACCAAUCGUAAGAUAGCGUCAUUUAUUUGUAUAGAAAAAAAAAAACAAAGUCUUGUUUUUAGUUGACCAAUAGUUUUUAAUCUCGAUUAAAACGCGAUCCUUUUUCGAUUAUUUAUAUUGACUAUACAUGUGUAAGAGACUAGAUGACGAACAAAGAGAUAGACACUAAAUAAUUUUUUCUUUUUUAUUAUUAUUAUUAUCGAAUAAUCACAUUUUGUCGUGAAAAACUACCAAUUCUACACUUGGUUCGCCUUCUCUCAUAAAGUUACAUUGAUGAGCAAGUCGAGUUUUGGACUCCGAUUGCUAUUUUUUCUUUUUCUUUUUUUUUUGGAACAAGACGGGGAAACUACUUUGCGUAAAAAACAACUUGGAAUUAUUCCUGAUAUGUGAAUCGUUUUUUUUUUUUUAGAUUUGCAAUUUGAGAAAAUACGAUAAAAAGUUCGCAAAAUUAAAGUUUAUCACUUGAAAAAAAAAAGAAAAAAAAAUACAAAAGAGACAAAUAAUAGAUUAUAUGUGAUGCAUAUAACGUUGUAUUUUAUACUGUGUAACAUUACUUUAUGUUGACCACAUGUAUGUACAAAGUCUCAACAAAAUAUAAAUUACUUUUUGUCUCUUUUUUAAUUAAUUACUUUAUAAUUUUUUUACCUCAAGUCUUUCGAGAUUUUGCCGCUUUUUUUUUUUAAAGAACCAGUAUGACAAUAUCCUAAAAUUGACAAGUGUAUGUAAAUUGUUUGGGGCUCGAUUUGUCCAGAAGUGGUGCAACUUUAUGUGAGAUGUUAUUUAUUAAGGUGGACUGAGUGUAAGUGUAGUAUAGUACCUGAAGGCAGACCAUUAAAAAUGCAGCUAUAAUAACUCCCCACACCACCCAAAUAUUACAAAAAAAAAAAUAAAAAAAAUAAAAAGUAUGACUUUUAAUAGAGAAAUAAUAAUAAUAUAUAAGGAAGAAAUCUUUUAAAGAAUUAUGCAUGUUGCUUUUCCGCAAUCACGACAGCAAAGUGGAAAUAUAUCAAGUCUGUUUUUUUUUUUUUACGAGAUACACAUAUUUUAUAUAUUCGCGACGUUUAUUUAUACUUUCAAACGUAAAAGAGAAAAAAAAGAGUUCCGCGGAGACCUGAGAGAUUUAGAUAAUUAAUUUACCUUGUUUGUUUUAUGUCGUUUAUAUUAUAGUGGUGUAUCAGAUAAGCGCGUUAUCUUUUUUUUUCUUUUUUUGUUGGUUCUAUCGAUUUACUGUAGCUAUUUUAAGACGUUCUAUUUUUUAUUGCUUUAUAAAAGAAAGGUCUCUGAUAAAACAAAGCUGCAUGUAUAAUUCCCAUUGUAAUCGUCAUCUUUCAACAUUUUAAUUGCGCGCGAGAUAUCGUUUUUGUACACAAAACAAUUUUUAAUGCGUAAAUAGCGGCUGUAAAGCAUACAUAAUAUUUCGUCUGCAUUGACUGCGACUGUUGUCAAAAGAGCUUGGCCAAAAAAAAAAACAAAAAAAAAAAAGGUAUUAGACGACCAAGAAAGGGUUCUUACGAUGUAUUUUUUCUGGAAAAAAAAAAAAA
Messenger RNA from Pseudomyrmex gracilis, 4801 nucleotides. It is a transcript of the gene mnb, whose product is annotated as serine/threonine-protein kinase minibrain. NCBI's taxonomy places the organism in Eukaryota, Metazoa, Arthropoda, Insecta, Hymenoptera, Formicidae. Gene Ontology annotation, cellular component: nucleus. The coding region runs from base 49 to 1839 and encodes 596 amino acids. The transcript has 7 exons. Gene Ontology annotation, molecular function: protein serine/threonine kinase activity; transcription coactivator activity; protein serine/threonine/tyrosine kinase activity. Gene Ontology annotation, biological process: protein autophosphorylation; peptidyl-serine phosphorylation; positive regulation of DNA-templated transcription. The record is from RefSeq and is a predicted model, not a curated record.